AUGAUCACUCGUCCCUUUUACGCUUAUGUUAUAGCCACAGAUAUUGGUACUGUACGCUACGGUCACAAUUAUUUUUCAGUGGUGCAAUUUUUCGUGUUACCACGUCAUCGACGAAUAUUUCUAAUACUUUCUUUAUUAUGGGUGGUGAUAAACAUGUGUGUUCUGUUGAUAAUCAAUAUGGACGCAAUCAUUGCAGAUCACACAUUUAUUUGUUCAUUAAUUUCGUUCCUUCUGCAACAGUUGAUGAUCAGUUGCGUAGGAAUUGUGUCGGAUUCGAACGAGGCAGGAAAUCGAGCUGACAUUGCUAUGAAACUCACUGAAGCUGUUUAUAGAAGAACUGAAUUGGAAACCUUGAAGGAUCGACAGGAUCAACUUCUUCUAUCCGUGAUUCCUGCAUACCUUACGGAUAAAGUCAGUAAAAGCAUCAUUCAAUCGAGCAGUACGUCAGCACAUCGGAUAAACUCAAAGCAUCACAAACUUUUCCAUGAUUUGCACGUGCAAGUGCACGAUAAUGUGAGUAUUUUAUUCGCUGAUAUUGUAAACUUCACGGUACUGGCAGCACAGCUGACCGCGAAAGAUCUCGUCAGAACCCUCAACGAGUUGUACAGUAAAUUCGACAAAGAUGCACAA
Molecule: messenger RNA, 630 nt
Organism: Ostertagia ostertagi
Lineage: Eukaryota; Metazoa; Nematoda; Chromadorea; Rhabditida; Trichostrongylidae
Source: the annotation of a GenBank genome assembly